AUGAAUCAGCAAAUACCGAUUCCUCCUCAACACACGGCGCCUGCUGGUCGAGGCACGGAUGACAUCGCUGCUACCUUUGCUCGGAUGGGCGUGCAUCCUCAAUCUCAUCCAGGCCCCGCACUUGAAGCACAUUACGCUGGAGUCCAGAACGCUCGGCCCCCACCAAUGUAUCACAAUCAAUCGGCUCUACGCAAUGUAGAGCCCACCUUCGAACAGUACACAAUCACCAAAGAGAGGACUAUGAGCAAUCAAAGUCGCUGGCGCUUCGCUCGGCGUGUACAAGAUCGAAUUUCUCCGAGUGAGCUCGAGAAACGGGUUGACAAGGCCUAUAAAAAGGGUCUUACCGGAGAUAAAUGUCUCAAGCUCCCUGAUCUUGCAGGCAACAGGCGUCUUCAAGUCAUCACACUUCUCAAGGAUCGUAAUAUGCUUGAUCUUGACCGAAACUUUGUGUGGGUGGUCAAAAACGUGAAACUAGAGAAGCAAGAAAUCGGCAAGAACACCGACACCAUCGCCGCGCUACGAGUGAUACUAAAGCGGCAAAGACAGAAGGAGAGCAACCCAGUAAGGGCGGUGAGGUCUCCGAACCAGCAUUUCCCUUGGAGAGAGAUCGUCGAACUCCCACCUCUUAACAAUCAGCCUCAAAAUUUCGACCCGCGCCCACAAGAGAUGAGGGCGCCGGGCCCCGUCUACCGGACAGCUGCAAAUACCGAAACUAUUCCUGGUGCAAGGUUCCAUCCACAUGCAGGCCCUCAGCAGCAACCUCCUGCGCCUAUGCCGCCCAAGAAAGCUCCCGAAGGCCCAAUGUACAACAGACAAACAGCCAUGCCGCCAAGGAAAGCCCCAGAAGAACCAGUCUAUAUUAAGCGGGGAGCACCUAAGGACUCUAGGCAGCAGUUGUUUGCCGAAGCGAAAAAGGAGCAGCAGAAGCCUUUUAGCGAAACUCAGAAGCCCAAGUCUGAUAAGGCAAAAGGAGCCAAACCAAAAGCCCCGAAGAUCUUCCAAAUUCCUCUUGAUGACUCACCCUCCGAAUCUUCUUUUGCAUCAGACGAUGACAGUGGCUUUUCUGUCUCCGAUCCAGAAACAACGGAUACAGGGUUCUCCAGCGACAUUCGCCCUUCCAGCAAAGCAAAGAGAACACCUAGUCCUAGUCCGCGCCGUAGGAUGAAAAGCCCCGUGCACCGUGGACGGACAGGCCGUAGCGAGCCUGAUGGUCCAGAGUAUGUUCGUAAGCACAAGAGGUCGAUUCCUAGUGAUCGCUCAUCGUCAGUCCGACCCGGGUCUCUUUACGCGCGAGACGACGUUGAAAUCCAACCGGCUAAGGGUAGCGGGCUGCCGCGACGCGACGCUGGGCACCGCAGCGGGCUGAAACGACAUGAAUCGAUAAACAGUGGGCGGCCUUCGUACAACCACCAACGACCCAUUUUUGAGCAAAAGCAUAGCUCGAAUUAUGAUCAGCAUCAUGCUUUUGGCUUGCCUAGUGGGCGUCCGAAUGUAGGCUUUGAACCAAUGGAGCGAAUCGGCGACUCUAGCCGCGAGUCUUCUCACCAGGCUCAUCUCGACAAGGAGAAGGAAGUUCAAAGCCGCAUCAAGGCCAGAGAGCUGGCCGAAAGGGAGAAGAAGGUCGAGGAGAGAGAGAUCGAGCAAGCAGUUGAAGACGAGAUGCGGAGGAGGAAGCAGGAGAGGGAGCUCGAGCAAGCAGUUGAAGACGAGAUGCGGAGGAGGAAGCAGGGCAGGGAGCUCCGUCGUCGGCAUUCAAGAGGCAGCAGUUUCUCGUCUACGAAGUGGUGA
Molecule: messenger RNA, 1788 nt
Organism: Bacidia gigantensis
Lineage: Eukaryota; Fungi; Ascomycota; Lecanoromycetes; Lecanorales; Ramalinaceae
Exons: 1
Coding region: 1-1788 (595 amino acids)
Source: RefSeq, a predicted model, not a curated record